Messenger RNA from Ipomoea triloba (trilobed morning glory), 3187 nucleotides. Its product is annotated as cleavage and polyadenylation specificity factor subunit CG7185. Lineage: Eukaryota; Viridiplantae; Streptophyta; Magnoliopsida; Solanales; Convolvulaceae. Gene Ontology annotation, biological process: mRNA alternative polyadenylation. The transcript has 3 exons. Gene Ontology annotation, molecular function: mRNA binding. The record is from RefSeq and is a predicted model, not a curated record. Gene Ontology annotation, cellular component: mRNA cleavage and polyadenylation specificity factor complex. Bases 195 to 2315 code for a protein of 706 amino acids.
CGUAACAAACGACACGCUUCCAAUUUUCACGUACAUACUUCUAGAGCGGCGGUAUCUAUCCAGAUUAGGGUUUGUAAUUCGAAAAGUUUCUCUCUUUCUCGAUUUUUCCAAUUUUCUCUUCGCGUUUCUCUCUGCUUCAAUUCUCCUGAGAUAAAAGAAAACCCUAACCCUAAGUCUUGGGGAAGCGAGCAAAGAUGGACGCGAAUGAAGGCGGUGAUGGGUUUGGCGACGGCGUGGGAGAUCCGAGUGAACAGUUCCAUCGGAACGAGGCUAUAUCUGCUGUCGCGGACGAGGGGUUUCUUGGAGAAGAGGAUGAUGACUAUGAGGAUCUUUAUAAUGAUGUGAACGUUGGCGAGAAUUUUCUCCAGUCUCUAAAGAAGAACGAGGAUUUAGGGUUUAGGAAUGAGGAGGUUGCGGAAAAGUUGCCACCUAAGCCUACUACAGUAACUCCACCUGCGCAGACGCCUAGUGCUAUAGGAGGGGAGAGGAAGGCAGAGAAAGAGGAAGAUGGUGGGACGAGGAGCUCCGGCAGGUUGGAAGGUUAUCAGAGUAUGGGGUUCAGGGUGAAUGAAAUGGGAGCUAGAAGUUCAAGUGUUGCAGCAGGCGGAUCAGGGACUCCAGGUGGGGAGCUUAGGGUUGAGUUAGGUCACUCAUCAGGUAAAGUAGCUGAUUUAGAGGAGCAGGCUGUUAGUGGAAAUGCACAGAAUCAAUGUGUGGCUCAGCAGCCUCAUGUUGCUCCUGUAGGAAAUUUAGUUAAUGUAGGAAUAACAGGAAAUGAUAGUAUGGCAAGACAAGGAGGUGGGAAUAUGAGUGCCAAUAUUAGUGGUGGUGGAGCAUUUGGAGUAGGCGGUGGCGGUGGAGGUGGCCCGGGUGGUGGUACAGUUCUUUUUGUUGGAGAUUUGCAUUGGUGGACAACUGAUGCUGAGCUGGAGGCGGAGUUGUGCAAGUAUGGACCAGUGAAGGAAGUGAAAUUUUUUGAUGAGAAGGCUAGUGGGAAGUCAAAAGGGUAUUGCCAGGUUGAAUAUUUUGACCCUUCAGCUGCCACAGCUUGCAAGGAAGGGAUGAAUGGUCAUGUUUUCAACGGCCGACCAUGUGUUGUAGCCUUUGCAUCUCCAUACACUGUGAAGAAAAUGGGCGAGGCUCAGCUAAACAGAAAUCAGCAGAUGACCCAGACUUCUGCCCCCCAAGCAAGGAGAGGCCCUGGUGAUGCCAUAGGUAAACCCAGUGGUAAUAAUAUUGCCACAGGUGGUAACUAUCAAGGUGGUGGGGAUAACAAUAGAGGAGGUUAUGGCAGAGGAAAUUGGGGAGGUAGGGGAGGUGCUCAAGGGAUGGGGAAUAGGGGUCCUCUUGGUCCUAUGAGAAACAGGCCUGGGGGUGUGGGUGGACGAGGUUUAAUGGGAAAUGGAGGUAGUGCAUUUGGGCAAGGUAUUGGUGGCACACCACCGAUGUUGCAUCCUCAAGCAAUGAUGGGUCCUGGUUUUGAUCCUGCAUUUGGAGGGCCUAUGGGACGAAUGGGUAGCUACGGAGGAUUUCCAGGUGCUCCAACUCCACCAUUUUCAGGAAUCUUGCCUUCAUUCCCACCCGUUGGAAGUGUUGGGUUGCCUGGUGUUGCCCCCCACGUCAACCCAGCAUUCUUUGGCAGAGGGAUGCCUAUGAAUGGUAUGGGAAUGAUGCCUGGUGCAGGUGUAGAGGGGCCGAAUAUGGGAAUGUGGUCUGAUAUGAAUAUGGGGGGUGGAGGAUGGACUGGUGGUGAAGAGCAUGGAGGUAGAGCUGGUGAGUCAAGUUAUAAUGAAGAAGCUGUAUCUGACCAUCAACAUGGAGAAGUAAGUCAUGAUAGAGGGGCUUGGCCUGGUGGCCUUAAAGAAAAGGACAGAGGUGUGGAGCGGGACUGGUCAGGUUCUACAGACAGAAGACAUAGGGAUGAUAAGGAACCAGGAUUUGACAGGGAAAUGCCUCGAGAAAAGGAUACAGGACAUGAUCAUGAUUGGUCAGAGAGGAAACAUAGAGAUAGCAGAGAUAUUGGAAGAGAGAGGGAGCGGGAGCGGGAGCGUUCUAGAGACCGUGAUCGUGACCGCGAUCGUGAUGUCGACAGGGAUCGGGAUCGCGACCGUGGACAUGACCGUGAGCGUGAUCAUCAUAGGGAUGAAAGAUAUGCUGCUCAUCAUCGGCACAGAGACCAUGAGCCUGAAUACAAUGAUGAUUGGGACAGGGGAAGGUCAUCAAGAACUCACGCAAAGUCAAGAGUGUCGCGUGAGGAAGAGCAAAGAUCAAGAUCUAGGGACACUGAAUAUGGGAAAAGGCGUCGUUCUGAGUAGUUUAUUUGAGGACAGUUAUCUAGAAAAGGAAUUAUAAACUACUUGAACUGAGGGGUUUUUGCAUGCAUAUUGAGGCCUUUGUGGUAGCUUAAUUCUUGACUGCCUAGCUUCAUUGAAUAGCCGUAACCUUUGGUAAUCCUUUUAUGCGUCAAUGCUGGGUUCUUUUCCACUUUUGUGGUGUGCGACUCUCUUAGCAUUUGAACUUGAAGGACAUAACUCUGUAUGCUCAAACUGUUCAGCAGCAGUGUGGGGCAUCUACGAGAUGGACUACUGUAGCACGGCAUGAAAUGGGCAUUAGACAAGAAGGAUAUGCUAGUUGAACUUCAUCAUUGUUAGCCUCAUUUUGCAUUUAUAUUUUAGUUAAGUAUGAGUUGAACAGACCAAUAUUGGUUGGUGUUGGUGAUGAUGCUUGUGACUUGAAACUGCAGAAGUCUGAAUGUGGUAGAUUAAUUUAGUUGUAUGGUCUAUGAAUGUGAUGUAUUAGGGGAUUUAACAGAGGUUGGUGCUAAUUUUCUGUGUUUUCUCGGGUUUGUAUUGUUUUUGUUGAUUUUGUAUCGUACACCCAGGGUUUUUGAUGGGUACACAAUGUGAUCAAAUGAUCAUGCCUGGCGAGGAUGAUGCCUAUGCCUAUGACUGAUUGAUGACUCGAAAGUGCUGAAGUCUGAUUAAUUAGGUUGUAUGCUCCUUGAAUGUAUUUAGGGAUUUAACAGUCACAGGUUAACUUUGUAUCUUAUUUUAACCUGAGUUUUGAUGGGUUCACAAUAUGAUCACAGGAUUGUGUUUCUGUGAUGUGUACAUACAUAGACAGAUUCCUCGGAUGAAAUUGUAAAUGGAGACUACUUUCUUGUACAUACAUGUGACAUGGAAAGCAA